Messenger RNA from Pangasianodon hypophthalmus (striped catfish), 804 nucleotides. RefSeq names its product aquaporin-8-like. The coding region runs from base 1 to 804 and encodes 267 amino acids. Gene Ontology annotation, cellular component: plasma membrane. Gene Ontology annotation, biological process: water transport; transmembrane transport. Gene Ontology annotation, molecular function: water channel activity. The record is from RefSeq and is a predicted model, not a curated record. NCBI's taxonomy places the organism in Eukaryota, Metazoa, Chordata, Actinopteri, Siluriformes, Pangasiidae. The transcript has 5 exons.
AUGAGCAGACGCCAAUCAAAAACCAACUCAGACACAGACAUGUGUAACUCAGUUAGUGUGUUUGACAUAGAACCAGAGGAGAAGGAGACCAUAAUCCACCGCUUGGUCAGUGUGUUUCAGCCCUAUAUCCAACCCUGUCUUGCUGAACUGGUGGGCUCAGCACUUUUCAUCUUCACUGGCUGCAUGUCCGUCAUAGAGAAUCCGCAGGACACGGGGAGUCUGCAGCCAGCUCUAGCACAUGGCCUAGCACUGGGCAUCGUCAUAGCAUUGUUUGGAGAGAUCAGUGGAGGUCACUUCAACCCCGCUGUCUCUGUGUCUGUUUACCUGAUCGGGGGUCUUAAUGUCAUCUUACUGAUACCGUAUAUUAUGGCACAACUGUGUGGUGGACUCGUUGGAGCAGGUCUGGCUAAAAGUAUCUCACUACCACAUAAUUACUACAAUGCAUCUGGUGGUGCGUUUAACACAGUCCAAGAGCAAGCUCAGAUUGAGCCUGCUGUUAUAGCUGAGAUGGUAAUGACGCUGUUCCUGACCAUGUCAGUGUGUAUGGGAGCGGUGAAUGGCAAGACACGUACCUUACUAGCUCCAUUCUGUAUUGGACUGACAGUUGCGGCUGAUAUCUUAGCGGGAGGAGCAGUCUCUGGAGCAUGCAUGAACCCAGCACGUGCUUUCGGACCAGCAGCAGUGGCAAAUUACUGGACAUAUCACUGGAUCUACUGGGUCGGGCCCAUGGCUGGUGCACUGCUCACUGCUACUCUCAUUAGGUUGAUGCUGGGUGACGAGAAGAUUAGAGUGAUACUGAAGUAA